Schistocerca serialis cubense is the source of this 1884-nucleotide messenger RNA. Its product is annotated as cytochrome P450 4C1-like. Lineage: Eukaryota; Metazoa; Arthropoda; Insecta; Orthoptera; Acrididae. The coding region runs from base 1 to 1287 and encodes 428 amino acids. The transcript has 7 exons. The record is from RefSeq and is a predicted model, not a curated record. Gene Ontology annotation, molecular function: oxidoreductase activity, acting on paired donors, with incorporation or reduction of molecular oxygen; monooxygenase activity; heme binding.
AUGUCCAUGGUUCAUGGUGGGGACCUACCAGGGCCGCCCACGGUGCCCAUCCUCGGCAACAUUCCGGAAUUCCGCGAGGUGCCUCUCAAGAUCCGCAACGCGCGAAACUUGCACCGCGAGUACGGAGACUUGAUCAGAUGGUUUACUCACCCUUGGAAAUUUCACCGAAAACUGAUCAACCCUACAUUCCACUCUGAGCUGCUGGAGGGAUUUCUGGAGGCCUUCCACGAGGGCGGCCUCUACCUGUGCGAGCGCCUGGCCAGCACUGGAGGCACCGCCACCGAGACCUACAAUCCGGCACUCAAGGCAGCCCUGCGUAACAUUUACGACACCGUUAUUGGCAUCAAGCAUGAGCUGCUGCUACCAGACGACGUGUCGGAGGAUGAGUUGGCUGGCGCCAUGAGUGAUGCCAUGAUCUCCAUAACGAGUAUGCUGACGCGCCCGUGGCUAUAUAGCAAGUUCCUAUUGAAGCUGACCUCCAAAGGUCGUAAUGUAUUCAAGCAUACGCGGAUGCUGGAGGAUGCGACCAUGACCUUCAUCACCAUGAGGUCGGCGACCACAGAGGAGGGGUUUACCAGCAAGCGCCUGAACCUUGUGGAAUCUCUAAUUAAGCCAGGAGGGCAGCCAGUAAUGCCACUCAGCGAGAUUCGGGAUGAGAUCAUGAAUCUGGCGCUGGCCGGCACUGAGACGACGGCUGUGACAAUGGGCUUCGUGCUGGCUCUGCUGGCCCUCCAUCCAGAGUGGCAGGACGCAGCCCAGCAGGAGCUGAGAGAAGUCUUUGGCCAGGGCGGCGACUUCCUGCGUACUGCCAGCGCCGGUGACCUGGGCUGCCUCAAGGUGUUGGAGAGCAUCAUAAAGGAGACGCUGCGAUUGUUCCCAGCCGUCCCAACGAUGUUUCGGGAUGCCACGAAGGAACUCUGGCUCUCGAGGCUGGGGGUGCUGGUCCCCAAGGGCACCACAUUGGCUUUCAUGCCCUGCAUCACCCAUCGCCUGCCGGAGUUCUUCCCGGACCCACAGAAGUUCGACCCUUCACGCUUCUUGAAGGACUGUGAUGGCAAGGAGCACGUGUGUAGCUACAUACCAUUUGGGGUAGGUGCACGCAACUGUGUGGGUUCCCAGUAUGCCCGCCUGCAGCUCAAGGUCUUCCUUUCAAAUGUUCUGAGGCGCUUCCGCAUCCUGCCACAGAGCUGCCGGGAGGAUCUGGAGGAAUGCAUACUUACCGUCAGCCAUCAGCCGGUUAAGCCAAUCAAGGUCUCUUGCGUGCCCCUGCAUGAACACAGCACAUAAGAAUAUCCUUCACACUGCUGAAGUGAAGGUCUUCCUGACCACUACCAUGAGGCGCUACUGCUUCCUACUACACGGACACUUUGUGGAUCUGAAGAACAAUGCACUCCACAUCAGUCUACACACAGUGAAGAUGAUCACGUCUCUGGCAGGCCUCUGUGGGUGCCCAGCACAUAGGAACAGCCUCAGCAGAACUACUGACAAAUAUCACAAGGUCGUUUUCAUUCCUACCACAUAGGUGCUGGAAGGAUGUGAAGGUCAACACUUUCCCCACCAGCCAGCACACUGUCAAGACGAUAUUGGUUUACCACGUGAUCCUGCAUGGGUCCAGCGCACAGGACUGCCCUCUGUACUGCAGAAGCUGAAGGUUUUCCAGGCCAAUACCCCGAGAGGCUUCUGCUUCCUUCUGCAGGGCUGCUGAAAGGACAUGGAGGACAAUGUUCUCUCCACCAUGCAUCAGACCAUUAUGUUUGAACAACUUAAGAGUUUCUAUGGUGAUGUGUCUUCCAUGCUGUAACAUCUAUGCCUGAGAAUCCUUCUAAACCUCAAAAAUCUGCAUAAAUUUCUGCAAAAAUCGCUGCAGUUAUAAAAGUACUGCCU